UUACCCACAGCAGACAAGGAUUUGGCGCCGUGACUCAGCGGGGGGAGGAGGAGGAGGAGGAGCAGCGCCAGCUGGUGGUGAGGGCCGAGCCCAGCCCACAGUGAGCAGCCAGGAAUUCCCCAAACUCCUGGGAAUGGCCGGGGGACGCCGGGGUCCCAACAGAACCUCCUACUGCCGGAACCCCCUGUGCGAGCCCGGAGCUGCCGGAGCCUCCGGACACUCCUCGGGCUCCUCCGUCACCGGCGUGCGCUCCCGGACCAGGAGUGGCUCAGGGACAGGCCUGUCCAGCCCCCCUCUGGCAGCUCAGACAGUCGUUCCCCUGCGGCACUGCAAGAUCCCCGAGCUGCCCGUGGAGAGGAGCGUCCUGUUCGAGCUGCAGCUCUUCUUCUGCCACCUCGUCGCCCUCUUCGUCCACUACAUCAACAUCUACAAGACAGUGUGGUGGUACCCGCCCUCCCACCCUCCUUCUCACACGUCCCUGAACUUUCACCUCAUUGACUUCAACGUGCUGACGGUGACAACCAUCGUGCUGGCACGGCGGCUCAUCGGUGCUGUGGUCAAGGAGGCUUCCCAGAGUGGCAAAGUCUCCCUGCCACGCUCCAUCUUCCUGGUGGUCACUCGCUUCGCCGUCCUCACGGGCACAGGCUGGAGUUUGUGUCGCUCCAUCAUCCACCUCUUCAGGACCUACUCAUUCCUCAACCUCCUGUUCCUGUGCUACCCGUUUGGGAUGUACAUCCCCUUCCUCCAGCUGAACUGUGACUUUCGGAAGGCAGGGCUCUUCGCCCAGGUGGCCAACAUUGGCCCCAGGGACACAGGGGAGGUGACAGCCCGGGGCAGGGACUACCUGACAGUGCUCAAGGAGACCUGGAAGCAGCACACGAGGCAGAUGUACGGCAUGGAGGCCAUGCCCAGCCAUGCCUGCUGCCUCUCCCCAGACCUCAUCCGCAACGAGGUGGAAUUCCUGAAAAUGGAUUUCAACUGGCGCAUGAAGGAGGUGCUGGUGAGCUCCAUGCUCAGUGCCUACUACGUGGCCUUUGUGCCUGUGUGGUUUGUCAAGAACACUCAGUACUACGACAAACGCUGGUCCUGUGAGCUCUUCCUGCUGGUUUCCAUCAGCACCUCGGUGAUCCUCAUGCAGUACCUGCUCCCUGCACGAUACUGUGACCUGCUCCACAAAGCUGCAGCACACCUCGGCUGCUGGCAGAAGGUGGAUCCGGCCCUCUGCUCCAACGUGCUGCAGCACCAGUGGACUGAGGAGUGCAUGUGGCCUCAGGGGGUGCUGGUGAAGCACAGCAAGAACGUCUACAAGGCCGUGGGUCACUACAACGUGGCCGUGCCCUCGGACGUCUCGCACUUCAGGUUCCACUUCUUUUUCAGCAAACCACUGCGAAUCCUCAACAUCUUGAUCCUGCUGGAAGGAGCUGUCAUCUUCUACCAGCUCUACUCGCUGAUUUCCUCGGAGAAGUGGCACCAGACGAUCUCACUGGCUCUGAUCCUCUUCAGCAAUUACUACGCCUUCUUCAAACUGCUGCGGGACCGGCUGGUGCUGGGCAAAGCCUACUCCUAUGCUGCCAGCAGGGACUCAGAGCAGAAGUUAAAUUAAAACAAUUGCACUGAUGCUCUCAGCAUAUUACAGAGCAAACAAAAACAAGAAACCCUCAGAGCUUUGUAUUUUUGUUACCACUGCUUUUUUUUUGUUGUCGUUUUCUUUGAUAACUGAUGUAAUUAAAAGGAAAAAAAAAAAACAAAACAUAUUUUUUUACUCCCAA
Molecule: messenger RNA, 1769 nt
Organism: Pseudopodoces humilis (Tibetan ground-tit)
Lineage: Eukaryota; Metazoa; Chordata; Aves; Passeriformes; Paridae
Gene: TMEM39B
Product: transmembrane protein 39B
Cellular component (GO): membrane
Source: RefSeq, a predicted model, not a curated record